AUGGAUACAUUCCAAGACUUGUCAAGCCUGGCGCUUGAGUUCCAAGUUGAAUCAACAAUCAAAUCUCCCGGCGAGCCUGAGGUUAUCAGAAAGCGAGAUCAGUUCAAAAAUGCCUGGCAAGAGUUAGCGGAUAUGACACUAGAUGUCGAAGACGAGACUGACAAUAACAAUCCCCAACAAUCUCAAGGUCCUACAGAAUUUCACACGAAAUUCCACCUCUUCCCUAAGCUCCCAUUGGAAAUUAGACGAAUGAUCUGGGGACUCACUGUAACUCCGCGUGUGAUUGCAUCCAAGAAUUGUUUAUUGCCUAUGGAAGAGGCAAACUACGCGAAUGAUGGGGAUCCACUGCCGUUGAUUCCAAGAGCUCUUUGCCCUCUCAACAUUGUACCUUACAGUGGUAUGCCCGCUGCAUUUUGGGCUUGCUUUGAAAGUAGGAACGCAAUCGCUGCAUAUUAUCACAACAUUGCUGUUGUGCCCAAGGAAAUUGAAUUCAAGCACGGAAAUUUGCCAAUAGGAACACUUGAAAAGUAUCGCCCUGCAAAAUUCUCAGACUUUUAUCGUAUAGAUAAACAGACCCGUGAAUUCGAAAGCAUUCGCGAAGAAACUUUUUCAUUUCCUUUGCAGCCAUCCGUUCCUUUCAAUCCAGAUAUAGAUAUCUUCAAUUUUGACAUCCUCGGGUUUGAUGUAGACGUGGUAAAUUAUCACCUAGCGGAAGCUAACCUUCUUUACUUCCAAAUUCCACUGCCUGCAGAUUGGAAGCCUUGGCGUCACGUAGAUGAGGAGAUGGCAAGCUGGUUGAUCCAUCCUUGGGCUGUCAAAAGAGUUCAAAUCACACCAGAAUCACAAUUUUGGUCGAUUUCCAAGCACGACUUUACCAAUGGCUUAGUUCUUCCAAUGGAACCUGUGAUUUUUUCAAAUUUCAUCUUCCAAGAUCUUGAUGAAUUCAUUCUUCAAGAUGCCGACUGUCUACUUUACCACAAGUUUGACUUGCCCAUAAAUCGAAACCAUUGGGGUAGAUAUCUUAUGAGGAUGUUCAGAGUUGAGGCCUCCCAUAAUGAAUUUGCAGCCAUGAGAGCAGGCUCCAAAUUCAAGAUACCAAAAGUCACGAUUCUGCCUGGUGCCAAAAUUUCAAAAAGAUGUAAGCAUUGCAUUGAGAAACAGAGACUCGCCCGGGAAAUUUUCGUAAACAUAAAAGACUACAAGUAUCGGCAAAAACAGAGGAAUCUCAGAAUGGUUGAGAAAUUUGGCAAAGACAAGGCUUUGUGGGUCUACUCUCGACGCUACUGGUAA
Botrytis deweyae is the source of this 1290-nucleotide messenger RNA. RefSeq lists its product as uncharacterized. Bases 1 to 1290 code for a protein of 429 amino acids. The transcript has a single exon. The record is from RefSeq and is a predicted model, not a curated record. NCBI's taxonomy places the organism in Eukaryota, Fungi, Ascomycota, Leotiomycetes, Helotiales, Sclerotiniaceae.